AUGGACAGGUUGAUAAGCUUAGAGCCAUCAAAUGUGGUUGCAAUUCGGAUCGAACAAGGUCAAAAGUGUUAUGGUGAGGUGACUUUGAGAAACGUUAUGUACACCAUGCCCGUAGCUUUCCGUCUACAGCCGAUGAACAAAGCUCGUUACACUAUCCGUCCACAAUCGGGGAUUAUAUCUCCGCUAACAACCGUUGUUGUCGAGAUCAUUUACGACUUCCCUCCGAAUUCAAGUCUCCCUGGGUCGGUUCCGUACUGUGAUGAUUCGUUCUUGUUGCAUAGUUUGGUGGUUCCUGGAGCCGUGGUUAAGAACCCGACCUCCACGUAUGAUUCGGUUCCGAGCGAUUGGUUUACGACACGGAAAAAACAAGUGUUUGUUGAUAGCGGUAUUAGGGUCAUGUUUGUUGGCUCAAUGGUGAUGGCUCAGCUUGUCAAGAAUGGGUCGAUGGAUGAAAUACGGGAUGUUUUGGAGAAGAGCGAUCCGGAUUGGAAGGCGGCUGAUUCGGUUGAUUCGGAAGGUCAAACGUUGCUUCACUUGGCGAUCUCGCAAAGCCGAGCUGACCUACUGCAGGUGUUACUAGAGUUCGAGCCAGAUGUGGAGGCUCGAAGCCGGUCAGGGUCGACUCCACUUGAGGAUGCGGCGGCCUCAGGUGAAAGCUUGAUUGUGGAGCUGUUACUAGCUCAUCGAGCCAACACGGAGAGGUCAGAGUCAUUCACGUGGGGCCCGAUCCACCUUGCUGCCAGAGCAGGCCAUCUGGACGUUCUGAAGCUCCUUUUACUCAGAGGAGCUCAGAUUAACGCGAUGACAAGAGAUGGGAAAACCGCUUUACACCUGGCAGUGGAGGAGAGGAGACGGGACUGUGCUCGACUACUGUUGACCGGCGGAGCACAGCCGGAUAUCGGAAACUCCGCCGAGAAUGAGACCCCAUUGCAUAUAGCUGCAGCCCUUGGGGAUGACAAGAUGGUCAAGCUUCUAUUACAAAAGGGAGCUAACAAAGACAUUCGAAACCGAUCCGGAAAAACCGCUUACGAUGUGGCGGCCGAGUACGGACACACACGUCUCUUUGAUGCACUCCGGCUUGGUGACGCCUUGUGCGUAGCUGCAAGAAAAGGGGAAUCAAGAACCAUCAUUCAGCUUCUUGAAGGCGGGGCCGCCAUCAACGGGCUGGACCAGCACGGAUGGACGAUCUUGCACCGAGCCGCGUUCAAGGGCCACACGGACAUGGUUCGGCUCUUGAUCGAAAAGGGUGUCCAUAUUGACGCAAAGGAUGAAGAAGGAUACACUUCUCUUCACUGUGCAGUCGAAUCGGGAAAUGCCGACGUGCUUGAACUGCUGGUAAAGAAAGGUGCGGACGUGAAAGCAAGAACGAACAAGGGUGUGACAGCAAUGCAAAUAGCGGACUCGUUAAAUUAUGCAGGAAUUACGAGAAUCCUCAUCAAUGGAGGUGCCAAUAAGGAUGAACUCACGGACGUCCGUAAAAACUCAAUGGUUUUUGCGAAUAAAACUGGUAGGAGAUCCGAUAAAGAGAUGGGUUCGAUGAAAAAAAAGACUACUCGAACCCGAGCACUUCGUGGUAGCUUUGGACGGUCUGGUUCACCGUUGGCUAUGUUUUAG
Messenger RNA from Cynara cardunculus var. scolymus (artichoke), 1614 nucleotides. RefSeq names its product ankyrin-1-like. The transcript has a single exon. NCBI's taxonomy places the organism in Eukaryota, Viridiplantae, Streptophyta, Magnoliopsida, Asterales, Asteraceae. The record is from RefSeq and is a predicted model, not a curated record. Bases 1 to 1614 code for a protein of 537 amino acids. Gene Ontology annotation, molecular function: protein binding.